Messenger RNA from Nannospalax galili (Upper Galilee mountains blind mole rat), 1785 nucleotides. RefSeq names its product endogenous retrovirus group K member 5 Gag polyprotein-like. The transcript has 2 exons. Gene Ontology annotation, molecular function: zinc ion binding; nucleic acid binding; structural molecule activity. The record is from RefSeq and is a predicted model, not a curated record. Bases 1 to 1785 code for a protein of 594 amino acids. Gene Ontology annotation, biological process: viral process. NCBI's taxonomy places the organism in Eukaryota, Metazoa, Chordata, Mammalia, Rodentia, Spalacidae.
AUGGGGCAAGAAUUGAGUCAGCAUGAGCUUUAUGUUAAGCAGUUAAAGGAUGCUUUAAAGACACUGGGAGUAAAGGUUAAGACUAUGGAUUUGUUUCAUUAUUUUGAUUUUGUUAAAAAAAUUUGCCCCUGGUUUCCCCAGGAGGGCUUGAUAGACAUUAAAAGAUGGAAGAGAGUAGGAAGUGCAUUAGAGGAUUACUAUAAAGUUUUUGGUCCGGAUAAGAUUCUGGUCACAGCCUUUUCAUAUUGGAAUUUAAUAAAAGAAUUAGUAGACAGAAAGGAAGCACCCACCGAGGGGGCUAUAAAACAGGCAGAGGAUCUGUUACAAAAUAGCACCUGCCCAAAAGCUAGUAAAGUCCCUGCAGAAGAAGUUGACCUUAUUUCCCUUGAUAGCAAUGAGGAGGAUUCAGCUAGACAAUCUAAGACCCACUCGGAAAGUUCAGAUCUUGAUUAUAACAAGUCAGACCCAAAUCCUAAGAACGGUUCUGACAACGCGCUGCUCCAGCCUGAUGCCGCGCCUAUGGCCCCCUCUGAGGCUCUUCCCCUGCCCCCUCCUUAUGCUAUUCCAUCAACUCUGACAGCCCUUGAGGCUUUCCCAGUUUUUCCUCCCAUUGAGCAUUUAAAAGCAGAAAUUGACCACGCGCUGCUCCAGCCUGAUGCCGCGCCUAUGGCCCCCUCUGAGGCUCUUCCCCUGCCCCCUCCUUAUGCUAUUCCAUCAACUCUGACAGCCCUUGAGGCUUUCCCAGUUUUUCCUCCCAUUGAGCAUUUAAAAGCAGAAAUUGACCGUUUACAGCAAUGCGCCAGAGCGCUGUCACGCGCAUUGGUCGCUGAACUCCAGAGCCUGACAGUCCAAGAUUUGUUCUCAGGCCCCGUAACCACCACAACUGAGACCCCCAUAGUCAGCCGUUCAUGCGGUUUGUCCACUACCGCGCCCUCUGCUCUUAAAGACUUUCCAGUUUUAGAAAUUAUAAAGGGUGGUGGAGAUGAUGACGAGCCCAUCAGACAACAUAACCCCUUCAAGCUCUCAGACUUGAAAGAGUUAAAAGCUGCGGUGUCACAGUAUGGUGCCAUGGCCCCUUAUACCAUUACCCUCCUUGAGGGACUGGCAGAGCAAUGGUUAACUCCCUCAGAUUGGCAUACCCUUGCCAAGGCUCUCCUUCAUGGGGGGGAUUUCCUUUUAUGGAGAUCAGAAUAUUUUGACGCCUGUAAAGAAACUGCUAAGAAAAACAUUAAGACGAUUAAUGAUGACUGGACCUUUGAUAUGUUAAUGGGUGAGGGAGAGUAUGAUUCCAAUGACACCCAAAUGAAUUAUCCACCUGGGCUUUUUGCUCAGAUCCAGACAGCAGCCAUUAAGGCCUGGAAAAAACUCCCUGCAAAGGGUGACUCAGGGGUCUCUCUUACUUCCAUUAAACAAGGUCCUGAUGAGCCUUUUGCUGAUUUUGUUCAUCUCUUAUCCACCGCUGCUACUAGGCUUUUUGGUAGUAUCAAGGGCGGUAUUGAGCUCAUCCUAAAGCAACUAGCAUUUGAAAAUGCUAUUCCCACCUGUCAGGCUGCCAUUCGCCCUCAUAAAAAGAAAACUAACUUAGAUGGAUACAUGCGACUUUGCACUGAGAUUGGCUCCUCCUAUCAACAGGGUCUUGCCAUGGCAGCUGCACUUAGUAAAACAGUGAAGGACUUCUUAAAUGACAGAAAAUGGCCUAUUACAAGGGGAUGCUUUAAAUGUGGAAAGCCCGGCCAUUUCUCUAGAGAUUGCAAGUCACCCCCUGGUCAGAAAAAAAAACAAUAA